Messenger RNA from Xiphophorus hellerii (green swordtail), 7359 nucleotides. It is a transcript of the gene mcm3ap, whose product is annotated as minichromosome maintenance complex component 3 associated protein. Gene Ontology annotation, molecular function: RNA binding. The coding region runs from base 313 to 7173 and encodes 2286 amino acids. Gene Ontology annotation, cellular component: nucleus; transcription export complex 2; cytoplasm. NCBI's taxonomy places the organism in Eukaryota, Metazoa, Chordata, Actinopteri, Cyprinodontiformes, Poeciliidae. Gene Ontology annotation, biological process: mRNA export from nucleus. The record is from RefSeq and is a predicted model, not a curated record. The transcript has 28 exons.
GACUGAAAACUUCGUCGGACCGGAGCCGGAAGUGUGAAGUUAUUUGAGCGGACCCUGAACGAAAACACAAUAAACCCGAGUAAAAUUAUGGAUCGUUUUUAUUUCAAGCCUGUAUAUAUUGGGUACAUAUGAAAUGUAAGACUUUGGUUCGUAUUUCUGAUACCCAGAGUAGCGGGAGAAAUGAACAUCUGGGGCAUUUUUUUAGAUUGAUUUUUGUCGGAGUUAGCCGAUGCUAACAGCAGAGCUACAAACUGUUGCUCAGAUCGAACCAGUUGGAUCCGGUUACAUCCCAUAAAGUUGCUUAUCUGCGCCAUGAAUCCGUUUGGAAGUCCGCAUGGAGGAGCUUUCCAGGCCCCCAGCAGCUCCAUGAAGUCCGGUCUGUUCCAGGGAUUCGGGCAGCAGAAUCCCAGCGGAUCCCAGGGACAAAGUUUUCUCCAACCUCCUGGCUUCGGACAGCAGUCUGCUGCGCUUCAGCCUGCAGUGCAGAGUGGUUCCAUUUUCGGACAACAAUCUGUGGUGAACCAGCCUGCCCCUCAGGGUGACUCCAUCUUUGGGCUGCCGUCUGUUGUCAGUCAGCCCGGAGGUCAGGGUGGUUACAUCUUCGGACAGCCAUCAAAUCAGCCAACAGCGCAAAGUGGUUCCAUCUUCGGACAGUCAUCUACGGUGAAUCAGCCAUCAGCUCAGAGUGGGUCCGUUUUCGGACAGCACUCUGUUGUUAAUCAGCCUUCAGGACUAAGUGGUUCCAUCUUCGGACAGACUACGGUAAAUCAGCCUUCCGCUCCAAAUGGAUCCAUUUUCGGACAGACGUCUGUUGUUAAUCAGCCCGGCAAUCAGAGUGGUUCCAUAUUCGGACAGCCACCAGCAACACAUCAGCCCGCAGCUCAGGUUGGUCCUGUUUUCGGACAGCAACCUGUUAAUCAACCUGGAGCUCAGAGUGGUUCCGUUUUCGGACAGCCAUCCACGGCCACCCAGCCUGCUACUCAGAGUGGUUCCAUUUUCGGACAGCCAUCCACGGCUACCCAGCCUGCUACUCAGAGUGGUUCCAUUUUCGGACAACUAUCCGCGGCUAAUCAGCCUGCUACUCAGAGUGGUUCUAUUUUCGGACAACUAUCCACGGCUAAUCAGCCUGCUACUCAGAGUGGUUCCAUUUUCGGACAACUAUCCGCGGCUAAUCAGUCUGCUACUCAGAGUGGUUCUAUUUUCGGACAGCCAUCCACGGCUACCCAGCCUGCUACUCAGAGUGGUUCCAUUUUCGGACAACUAUCCGCGACUAAUCAGCCUGCUACUCAGAGUGGUUCAAUUUUCGGACAGGCGCCUGCCCAGGCCCAGCCUCCCAUGAGCAAGGCUCCAGCCUUUGGGCAGCCUCCUGUGGUAACCAGCAGCUCAGCUGCGGCUUUCGGACUCAACCAGAGCUCUGUGUUUGGACAGAGCCCCUCCUUCGUCCAACCCUCUGCGUUCGGUCAGCGUUCAGCUUUGGGAAAGGCCCCUCCUGCUUUCGGGAGCCCUCCGUCGGGCUCCACCGCCUCCAACCCCUCAUUUGUGCAGCCGGCCUCCAGCUUGUUCAGCGCCCCUCAGAAUGUGAACCAGAACCGGGGGUUUGGACCUCCAGAGUUCAGCUUCAAGCCGCCCAACGAGGCCGUGUUCAAACCCAUCUUCAGCGGCAGCCCGGAGCCGCCCAGCGGCCGGGGCCCGGCCCCCUCCGGCCCCUCUGCUGGCUUCUCCCAGCCGGCCGCAACCCCCUCUGGCCCAAACCCGCCAUCAGGCUGUGACAGCGGCGGCCCUCGGUUCUCCUUCACCAACCCGGCGGCCCCGCCGGGCCCCAGCUCCACGGCGGAGCCGACCACCCCGUCCUCCUUCAGCUUCACCCCGAGCUCCCUGCAGACCCAGCCCUCGCCGUUCUCCUCGUUCAUCAGCCCCCCCGCCUUCGGCAAGCCUAAGUCCGAGUUCGGCCCUGAAGAUAAGGUGGCCCUGGAGCCCAACGUGUUCGCUCGGUUCAGCAAAGCUGCCAAGAGGAAGGACGACCCGGCCGCCAGCGGCCCCGAGAAGCCGGGCGGAGAGGACGACGCCCCCGCCCCGCUGGACGUUGACUCGCCCAGACACCCCGCCAAGAGGCCGGUGGUGAGGGCCCGGGGCAUCGCAGGGGGCCUGUUUCGCCAGGCGGUGAUCGGGAUCCGGAAGGAGCAGAGCAUCCCGGUGAGGAGAGAGGCCCCGAAGGAGCCACCGAGGCCCCCCGCCGCUCUGGGACCCCCUGCUGUGGGCCCCGCUGAGAGGCCGUCCCUGGUCCUGGAGGAGCCAGAGGAAACUCAGGGAGACGAACCGCCGGCCAAGACGCUCACAGCGCCGGCGCUGAGCAGAGACACUGCAGAGAAACCAGAAGAUUCAGGCCCGUCUGACCCUUUGACCUCAGCCUCCGAGGCGUUGACCCCUGUGGGCCGUGGGCCCCGCAGGGACAGCAUGGACAGCCUGAGCGGAGUGUCUCCCAGCGAUCUGACCACCAUCAUGGUCAGGAACGUCCCUCCAAGCCUCAACAAGAAGGACGUGAUCCAGAAGCAUUUCGCUCGUUUCGGGAAAGUGGGUAAAAUCUUCUGCCGGCCCAACAAGAACCAGGCCGUGGUCCACUUCGACGACCACGCUUCGGCUGCUAAAGCGAAGCGGAGAGGGAAGGUUCUGCACCGACACGAGCUGCUGCUGCUCUGGCAGAAGAAGAAACAAAGUCCUGGAGACAAAGGCAGCAGAGCGCCAGCAGAACCCGACCAAACCGCAGCAGAAAGUCCUAAAGCGGAGGAGCCGAAGCCGGGUUGUUCUCCUCUCAGACGGCCAACCCUGAUGCCUCCGGCGCUGGGUGGCCACGCCUCCUUCAGGCAGAGCUCUCCGUUGAGGAGGCCGUCUCCAGCCAAGCUGCUGCCGUUUGACUCGGAGCCUCAUAAGGAGAACGUCACCGAGUCCCAGGGGUCGGAGCGUCUCGUCCCGUCCUCCCUGGUCCACCUGGUCGGACAGGUCGCUGAGACCGCCGAGGACAAGUACCGUCUCCUGGAGCAGAGAGACAAAGUCCUGCGUCAAGGACGACCCAAGAGGACGGACCUGGACCUGUCCAAGGUGUUUGUGGGGACGUGUCCGGACAUGUGUCCAGAGAAGGAGAGGUACAUGAGGGAGACACGGAACCAGCUCAGCGUGUACGAGGUGGUCCAGAACACGGAGGUGGUGGAUCAUGCAGCUGCUAUAAAGGAGUACAGCCGCUCCUCGGCCGACCAGGAGGAGCCUCUUCCUCACGAGCUGCGGCCCCUCCCGGUGCUCAGCAGGACCAUGGACUACCUGGUGACCCAGAUCAUGGACCGGGGUCCGGACAGCCACAGAGACUGGUACGACUUUGUGUGGAACCGAACCCGAGGCAUUCGCAAGGACAUCACCCAGCAGCGGCUCUGCUGCCCCCACACCGUGUCGCUGAUCGAGAAAUGCACCAGGUUCCACGUUCACUGCGCCCACCACCUCUGCGAGCAGCACAUGUCGUCCUUCGACGCCAAGAUCAACAACGAGAACAUGACCAAGUGCCUGCAGAGUCUGAAGGAAAUGUACGAGGAUCUGGCGACGCAGCAGACGUUCUGCCCCCUGGAGGCCGAGUUCCGCCAGUACAGCGUCCUGCUGAAGCUCAACGACGGCGACAUCCUGCGGGAGGUGCAGCAGUUCCGCGACGAGGUCCGGAAAUCUCUGGAGGUGAAGUUUGCGGUUCAAGCCUUUGCGGCCGUCAGCAGCAACAACUUUGUUCGCUUCUUCAAGCUGGUGAAAGGAGCUUCUUACCUGUCCAGCUGCCUGCUGCACCGAUACUUCAACCAGGUCCGAUCGAAGGCCCUGAAGGCCCUGAUCACGGCUCACACCUUCGGCACGCGAUCCACCCCGUUCCCCGUCGACGACAUCGUCCGGAUGUUGAUGUUCCGCAGCGCGUCUGAAGCAGCGGACUUCGUCCAGCAGUACGGCCUCAACGUCAACGACGGGCUGGUGGAGCUGAGUCGGAACUUCCAGGAGCCGGAGCUCCCGCUGUCCCUGAAGAGGUCAGAGGUCAUCCUGUCCAAGAAGGCGCCGCUGAUCGGGGAGGUGGUGAACGGAGGUCGGGUCCCCGACCCGCCGCAGCACCGUCCCGUCUGCAGCUUCGACUCCUACAACAGAUACAGAGGAGACGGGCUGCUGGCGGAGCCCGACUACGGAUACGUUAACCCCCGAGGCGCCGGGGCCGCACAGACUGCUGACAGCGUUGUGGUUUCCUCCCCGCCGCGCGUCGAGGCUCCGCCGCCGCCGCCGGUCAUCGUUCCCGACGCUCCGGCUGAGACCGGAGAGCCGUUCCCGCCGGCGGCUCCCAUCUUCCAGCCGAUCGCUCCGCCUGAACCCACCAAACCUCCGUCACCUCCACCCAAACCCCAGCCGCUCUACAACGAGGAGGAUGUCCUGGCGGCGGCGGAGGCGCUGCUGGAGGAAGUGGUGGAGGCCGAAGUCAGAGCGCUCGCUGACGGAGGCGCCAGCUACGCCAGAGCAGCCCUUCGGGAGAGCGAGGCGCAGCUGGAGGUUGUGGUGCAGGAGGUGUUGGAGCAGAUGAUGACAGAGGUUUCAGCGUCAGAGAUCCGGCUGGAGCAGGAGCGGCUCGCUGAGGAGCGACGCAGACUGGAGGAGGCCAGGCGCCGUCAGGAGCGCCAAGCCUUCCUGGCUCAGUUCAGCUGCUCGCUCUGCUCAGAGGUCGUCCAGCAGGUCGUCGCUGAAGUCGUGAGGGAAACCGCCGCCGCCGAGAUCCAGGUGGCUGUGGAUGAGCAAGCCGAGCGUCUGGCCCGAUGCAGCGAUCAGAUCUGCAGCAGCCUGAUCGAGGAGACGUUGGCUGCAGACGUCGCUCAGCUAGCAGAGGAUGUUCUGGAGGCUCAGCUGGAACGGAUCCAUAAGUUCAUCAAAAGGUGGAGCGAUGUGGUCGCCGUCCGCCGCCAGCUGAAGCGUCAGAUGAGGAGUUUCCCUGCGGCGCCGUGCUGCGUGGAUCCUCGCUUCAAGCUGCGGGCCCUGGCCCCCAGCGCCCCCCAGAGGCCCUCCAUGGCGGACCUGGCCCGGGGCCUGGUGGACCUGGGGAACGCCGGCGUGUUGACCGUGUCCAGCACCAGGUUGCUGCGGAUGCGCCGCGGCGCCGUCCACCAGAUGAGGGUCCAGUCCUUCUACCAGCAGCUGCUGGAGGAGACGUGCUGGAAGCCGUUGGAUCUGCCGGCGCUGGCCACGGAAAACGUCCCGAACCCGACGGACCGGAUCUUCUGGAAGGUUCUGCUGCUGCUGCCCAGCGAACGGGAGGCCGGCCCGGCGGACCGGGUUCUGUCGGACUGGCUGGAGGUGAAACUCGGCGCCGACUCGGAGUCGGAGGAGCAGAGAGACGGGACGCUGAGGACGCUGCGUGUCUCCAACAGCCUGCAGGACAACGGACACAGAACUCACAAAGUCCACGUCACAGUGAAGGCGUCCAGAGGUCCGCUGACCGACGCCGGCCUGUCCGGAGCGGAGGAGCGCUGCGAGCUGCGCGGCGCCGCGGCCAUCAUGAUGCUGCUGCCCCUCCUGCAGGCGGAGCAGGCGGAGCAGGACGUCCCUCUGCUCUCCGCCCUGCUGCAGCUCAAACAGCUGCAGCAGAUCAGCAGCUGGAACUGCCCGCUGCCGCUGGUGGUCCUGGUGCCAUGGCAACGGGGCGCUGCGGACGCCGAGAGGCUGGAAGAAGCCCUGCAGCUCCAGGCUCUGAUGGAGGAAGAGUUGAUCUCAGACUUCCUGCUCGUCUUCAUCCCAGACUCCACCAGCGACCUGCAGGGAUCCCAGCAGCUGACCCGGGCCGUCCGCUGGCUGCUGGCCCGCCGCCCUCCGACCCCGCCGCUGUCCUGCCGGCCGCUGGUCCAGCUGGUCGAAGCCACGCUGAGCCAGGAGUUCUGCCCCAGAGUUUACUCCAACCGGCAGAACCGGGCCGCCGCCCGGCUGCCCUGCCAGGGCCCGGCGCCGGCGGUCCGGCUGUACAACGCCGUCCUGGCCCACGUGGCGGACAGAGUGGCGUCCCCGGAGCUGAGCUGCCUGUCAUGGCCGCCUGCCGAGUUCAGCGAGCCGGAGACCCGAGAGUUCAUCCCUCACCUGGGCUGGAACUCGCCGCUGCAGCUGGGCUGGCUGAGGACGGCGCUGCUCGGCCUGCAGCUGCCGGAGUGGGAGGAGCUUCCUGCUGCAGACUCCUGGCCCGAUCUCUGCGCCUCCAUCUUUCGUUACGCCGCUCACAUCCCAACUUCACGCCACAGUCAGCCGCUCCUCAUGUCCCGGCUGGAGAACCUUCUGGAGCGGGUCCGACUGACGCCUCCACUCAGCCGGCGCCCCAGGCCCGGACUGACCCGGGGCGGCAUCGGCCCGGGGGCGGCCUGCAGCCUGAUUCCCUGGGACGACGUCGUCCUCAUCUUCAUCGACCACAAGCUGAAGGACUGGCAGCCAACUGGACCGCCUGCUGCUCCAGACUCGCUGACGGCGGACGGAGAGGUUCUGGUUUUCUUCCCCAGCGGUUCCCUGGACGGGUUCCGGCCUCCGGCUGAGUGGGUUCUGGCCGUGGAUCGGACCCACAGGGAGACGCAGCAGGAGGAAGAGGAGGGAUGGGCCCCGGCCCCCAGCGCUCUGCGUUCGGCUCCGGCCCUGAGGCAGAAGUUGUUCCACAGCCAGGUGGAGGCCCCUGGGGCCCCUGAGGACCCCGGGGCCCCACCGCCUCUCCUGGACAUCACACACACUCCCAGCGCGGAGGAGCUGCUGGCCCACAGAGUUCUGCAGAACCUGGAGGAGGAGAAGGCCGAGAGCAGGAGGAGUCUGGAGCAGCUGCAGCGCUGGCUGGACGGCGACCCGUUGGACCACCUGGCGACCCCGCUCUUCAUCCCGUCCUCCACCCUGCUGUCCUCUCCGUCCACCAUGCGGGUUUCUGCGCCUGCCGCCGCGCAGAAACUGGAGACGGAGGAGCGAGUGGAUGGAGCGUCCCGGUCCGGGGCGUCCGGGUCCGGAGCGUCCCGGUCCGGAGCGUCCCGGUCCGCAGCGCCGCCCGUCCCUCUGGCCCGGAGGCUGCAGGCGCUGCAGCAGCAGAUCGUGGCGAGCAGAGAAGAAGAACAGACCUGCAGGCUGAAGCUCAGCGCCCUGCUGAGCAUCGUGGACGACUGAAGAUGAUGAAGAUGAUGAAGAUGGAUUUUUAUUAUCAGAAGAACUAAAAUCAGGACUUUUAUAAAUAUUUAGUUUUGUAGAGUCGGGUUCUUCUUGUCUUGGACUCCGAUGAUAAAUAAUGUGUUGAAAUCGUUUUAUUUUCAUUCUGUUCAAAUAUUAAAUAAAUAUUUUCAUGUAAAACCUUCA